Molecule: messenger RNA, 1737 nt
Organism: Gastrolobium bilobum
Lineage: Eukaryota; Viridiplantae; Streptophyta; Magnoliopsida; Fabales; Fabaceae
Product: pentatricopeptide repeat-containing protein At3g06430, chloroplastic-like
Exons: 2
Coding region: 34-1524 (496 amino acids)
Molecular function (GO): mRNA binding; protein binding
Source: RefSeq, a predicted model, not a curated record
UCUCAGUUCUGUGUCUCUGUUUCUACGGCUUCAAUGUCACUCUCAUUUUCUGCAUCCAUUCUUCCUUCUCCCAUUUCCCAUGCCAAAUCCAACCCGAACCCGAUAACCCAAGACCCGAUUCCCCGGGUUCCCCGCAGCUCAAUUUCACUUUCACUUUCAGCUCCAGCGUCAAAAACUGCUGCUUCUGUAUCUUCAUUUUCAUCAUCGUCUGCGUCGAAACACAGACAGCGGAAAGAAAGUGAAUUUCCUGAAACAUCGUAUUCGGAGAGUACGAGGAAGACACAGAUUAAUAAGAAGAAGAAAAAGAAGAAGGUGGUGGAGAAACAGAACAAUGAUAAGGCAUGGGUCCACACUCUCACCGAAACCUUAUCCUUUCACAUUCACAAGAAGCACUGGCCUAAAGCCCUUGAGUUAUUUGACAUGCUUAGAGAACAACCCUAUUAUGAACCCAGAGAGCAGACUUACAUGAAACUCGUUGUGUUGCUUGGAAAAUGUGGCCAACCCCAUCGUGCCCAUCAGCUUUUUGACACUAUAAAAGAAGAUGGUUGUGAAAGUACCCAACUUUAUACAACCUUAAUUGCAGUGUAUUGUCAGAACAACCUGAUUGAUGAGGCGUUUUCGAUUCUCGAUGAGAUGAAGAACCUCCCUUGUUGCCAGCCUGAUGUUUUUACUUAUAGUACCCUGAUAAAAGCUCGUGUGGAUGCUUCGCAAUUCGAACUGGUUGAGUUGCUGUAUGAAGAGAUGGCUGAAAGAUCUGUCAUGCCGAAUGCUUCCACUCAGAACAUUGUCCUGAGUGGUUAUGGUAAGACUGGGAGGUUUGAUCAGAUGGAGAAAUUGCUGUCAAGUAUGCUGGAGAGCACUACAUGCAAGCCUGAUGUUCGGACAAUGAACACGGUCAUCAGUGCCCUUGGUAGUUAUGGUCAGAUUUUUAUGAUGGAGAAGUGGUAUGAGAAAUUCCAAAAUUUCGGGAUACAACCGGAAAGGAGCACUUUUAAUAUUUUGAUUGCAGUAUAUGGGAAUAAAAGAAUGUAUGAUAAAAUGUCAUCAGUUAUGAAGUAUAUGCAUAAGAUGCAAUAUCCAUGGAAUACCUCAACUUAUAACAGUGUGAUUGAGGCAUUUGCAGCUGUAGGUGAUGCUGAAAACAUGGAGUCUGCAUUUGAUCAGAUGUGUGCUGAGGGUUUGAAAGCAGAUACUAAGACUUUCUGCUGCCUUAUCAAUGGUUAUGCUAAAGCAGGUAUCUUCCAUAAAGUAAUUAGCAGUGUUGGUUUGGCUGAGAAGUUACAGAUACCUGAGAAUACUUCCUUCUACAAUUCAAUCAUAUCUGCAUGUGCAAGGGCAGAGGCUUUGGUGGAAAUGGAAAGAGCUUUCGAUCGUAUGAAAGAAAAACAAUGUCAACCAGAUGACACAACAUAUUCUGUCAUGGUUGAGGCAUACAGAAAAGAAGGUAUGAAUGACAAGAUAUACUAUUUGGAGCAGGAAAAGCAGAUGAUGAUAUCUGAUGACAUCUUUUCGAAUCAGCUGUAGUUUUGUUAUCUGAUGUGAAAGAAUCGAUCAGUUUGGUAGUCUUGCUUCUUUUUUCUUGAUGAAUGACGACAACUCCUUCCCUACUUUGUGUAAGUUUAUAGUAAAUAGUGUUGGCAUCCAUUUUGCAUUUUGAUGCUGAUAGCUAGUAUGAUGAUCCUUCAAAAAUGAAAUGGAAUCUUGAAUACCUUAAAAUGACAAUAAUAUUUUGGUCAA